This is a messenger RNA of Echinococcus granulosus, 303 nucleotides long. RefSeq lists its product as hypothetical. NCBI's taxonomy places the organism in Eukaryota, Metazoa, Platyhelminthes, Cestoda, Cyclophyllidea, Taeniidae. The record is from RefSeq and is a predicted model, not a curated record. The transcript is spliced from 4 exons. The coding region runs from base 1 to 303 and encodes 100 amino acids.
AUGAUAAAGAUGGGUAGAUCGUACAUCUGCGCACAUUUCGGAGAUUAUUUUGCAUCUCAUGAUACUCGCCUUCAGCAUAUCGUACUUGAAGGCCUUUCCCACUGCCGUCUUUCCUGCUUUCCCACGGACCUCAUUGGAUGCAUGGUGUGUUUGGCUGGACGUGGAUUCCUCUAUGCCUUCAAGGCAGUGGCGUUCUUUAUUCCAUUUCUUCAGUGCCACAACAGAGUCACGGCUUCAUGGCCAGAGGUCAAACGUAAUUUUACGCUCGAACUCAGCCGUAGUGGCGUGGCAACUGCUAGAUAA